AGCUCUCGAUAAAUUCAUCUGCAAGGGAGAAGAUCCAUCUAUAUGUCAACCUUUGUGGAGCACCACACAGCCCAAUAUGACCACUGGCAAGUUUUCAGUGCAGGAUGACAAAGAGAAGAGAAAUAUCACCAUAACUGUGAGAAACGUAGCAACAAAUGACACCGGGACAUACUGGUGCGGAGCAGAAACCAAUGACAAUACACGCAGUAAACUGUUCUACCACAAAUUCAACAAACUGACUUUGACUGUCGUGCCACCACCUGUUCCUUAUGGCAGUUUUGAUCAGACAUCCUGGUUGACCAUCGCUGUGGCUCUCUGUUUGGAUAUGCUGCUGUUGCUUCUCAUGUUCAUCAUAUUCUUUGUCUACGAACGUUUUGCACCUUGUAAAAAAAGAACAAACGCAGCAUCAGGAGAAAGCAAAGAGAGAUGGACGCAAUAAAGGACCGCACCUGAAAGCUGGACUCAAGACAUGUGCUGCACUUGAUUCACGUUCAGACAAAGACCUCAACCUACUGCACUGCUUCAUCCGCAGCUUUCAUAUCAAUUCUGACCGAGCAAGCUAAGUUACAUGCAUAUCCCAAAAAUUCAGCUACUUUCGUCCUUUCUAUAUAUCAUGUAUAACAAAGUGCAAAUUGUUAUUUUUGUUUGUCCUUUUUGGACAGUUGCAACAUGUUAUGAUCUUAAACACAGUCUGUAUUUCAGUCUGCUUUCAUGUACCUUAUGUUAUAGAAUUUGCUCUCUUGAAAGAGCACACUGGCAACAUCAGUGUUGGACGUAUAUGCUCAAAUAGGAAAAUAAGAAAUUAUUAUUAAAAAUGGGCUUAGUUUAACAUGUA
Messenger RNA from Scomber scombrus (Atlantic mackerel), 835 nucleotides. Its product is annotated as CMRF35-like molecule 7. Lineage: Eukaryota; Metazoa; Chordata; Actinopteri; Scombriformes; Scombridae. The coding region runs from base 77 to 439 and encodes 120 amino acids. The record is from RefSeq and is a predicted model, not a curated record. The transcript is spliced from 7 exons.